CCGGCGGAAAUGCCCAGGCGAUGACGGAAACCCAGAGGGAGGGGAGAGAAAGAGCGAGAGAGGGGGCGAAAGAGCCGGGAGAAGCGGGCGGCCGGGCGUGAGGCGGCGGGUGGUUAGCCUCUGUAGGGUGUUGCGCCGAAGACCCGCGCCUCACUCCCCCCUAAACUUCCCUCGCCCUUCACCGACUCCCGGGGCGCGCAGCCGGGCGGGCGAGGGUCUCGAGGCCCUGCGCCCGGAGCCGCCCGCUGGCCUUGGGCGGGGCGAGGGGCCCGUAGCCACCCUCCCCGGCUCCCUCCUCUCCCGCUGGGAGCUGGCGGCGGCGUCGGCAGCGAGAGAGGGGAGCGGCGCCCGGGGUAGGGGUGGGUAGGGGCGGGGAGGGGGGAGGGAGGCGGCAGGGAAGGGGGAUCGGGCCGCCAUGGACGACAAGGCGUUCACCAAGGAGCUCGACCAGUGGGUCGAGCAGCUGAACGAGUGUAAACAGCUUAACGAGAACCAAGUGCGGACGCUGUGCGAAAAGGCUAAGGAAAUUUUAACAAAAGAAUCAAAUGUGCAAGAGGUUCGUUGUCCUGUUACCGUGUGUGGAGAUGUGCAUGGUCAAUUCCAUGAUCUUAUGGAACUCUUUAGAAUUGGUGGAAAAUCACCAGAUACAAACUAUCUAUUCAUGGGCGACUAUGUAGACAGGGGCUAUUACUCAGUGGAGACUGUGACUCUUCUUGUGGCAUUAAAGGUGCGUUAUCCAGAGCGCAUUACAAUAUUGAGAGGAAACCAUGAAAGCCGACAAAUUACCCAAGUAUAUGGCUUUUAUGAUGAAUGUCUACGAAAGUAUGGAAAUGCCAAUGUUUGGAAAUAUUUUACGGAUCUAUUUGAUUAUCUUCCACUUACAGCUUUAGUAGAUGGACAGAUAUUCUGCCUUCAUGGUGGCCUCUCUCCAUCCAUAGAUACACUGGAUCAUAUAAGAGCCUUGGAUCGUUUACAAGAAGUUCCACAUGAGGGCCCAAUGUGUGAUCUGUUGUGGUCAGAUCCAGAUGAUCGUGGUGGGUGGGGUAUUUCACCACGUGGUGCUGGCUACACAUUUGGACAAGACAUUUCUGAAACAUUUAACCAUGCCAACGGUCUCACACUGGUUUCUCGAGCUCACCAACUUGUAAUGGAGGGAUACAAUUGGUGUCAUGAUCGGAAUGUGGUUACCAUUUUCAGCGCACCCAAUUAUUGUUAUCGUUGUGGGAACCAGGCUGCUAUCAUGGAAUUAGAUGACACUUUAAAAUACUCCUUCCUUCAGUUUGACCCAGCACCUCGUCGUGGAGAGCCUCAUGUUACCCGGCGCACCCCAGACUACUUCCUGUAAAUUCCUCCUGGGAAAAACCUGCCUUUGUAUGUGGAAGUAUACCUGGCUUUUUAAAAUAUAUAUAUUUAAAAACAAAACAAAAAAAGCAACAGUAAUCUAUGUGUUUCUGUAACAAAUUGGGAUCUGUCUUGGCAUUAAAACCAUAUUAUGGACCAAAAUGUGCCAUACUAAUGAGCAUUUAGCACAAUUUGAGACUGAAACUUAGUACAACACUAUGUUCUAGAUCGGUCAGUCUUAACAGUUUGCCUGCUGUAUUUGUAGUAACCAUUUUCCUCUGGACUGUUGAAGCAAAAAAGGUAACUAACUCCUUCAUCUCCUUUUGCACUUACUUGGAAAUUUUAGUUCUAGUGUUUAACUGGCAUGGAUUGAUAGAGUUGGGUUUUAUUUUUAAGAAAAAUUCGCAAGCUAACUUCCACUUAAUCCAUUACCCUUUAUUUUAUUGAAAUGUAUAAAUUAACUGAAGAAAAGAUUCUUGGGAGUAUGUUGUCAUAACAUUUAAAAAGGUUUCCCUUCAUUUAAACUAAAGUACUGUUUUAUGUUGAUCUGCAUAUUUCUGUAUAUUUGUCAUGACAGUGCUUGCAUACUAUUUGGUGUACUGAGCAAAUAAACUUUCCAUUUUAAACAGAAA
Molecule: messenger RNA, 1973 nt
Organism: Leopardus geoffroyi (Geoffroy's cat)
Lineage: Eukaryota; Metazoa; Chordata; Mammalia; Carnivora; Felidae
Gene: PPP2CB
Product: protein phosphatase 2 catalytic subunit beta
Exons: 7
Coding region: 416-1345 (309 amino acids)
Biological process (GO): mitotic cell cycle; peptidyl-serine dephosphorylation
Cellular component (GO): cytosol
Molecular function (GO): protein serine/threonine phosphatase activity
Source: RefSeq, a predicted model, not a curated record